Messenger RNA from Colletotrichum scovillei, 676 nucleotides. Its product is annotated as acetyltransferase. The transcript has a single exon. Bases 21 to 527 code for a protein of 168 amino acids. Gene Ontology annotation, molecular function: acyltransferase activity, transferring groups other than amino-acyl groups. The record is from RefSeq and is a predicted model, not a curated record. Lineage: Eukaryota; Fungi; Ascomycota; Sordariomycetes; Glomerellales; Glomerellaceae.
AUUUUUAUCUAUUCUGAGCCAUGGCCGAACAACAAUUCGAACCAAUCUCAUCUCGUAAAGGCUGCACUCUCGCGAGAGCCAAUGCGGAACAUGUACCUCACAUUCAAUCCAUGACCAGAGCUGCGUACUCCAAGUACAUCGACCGUAUCGGCAAAGAACCAGCACCCAUGAAAGCCGACUAUCAUGAACUCAUCAAGACGCAGCUGGUCUACAUACUUCACGACGACGAGAAUGACACAGUAGUAGGCGCCAUUCUACUUCGCCUUGAUCCUUCAGCGAGUGCACUGCACAUCAACAACCUUGUCGUAGCCCCUGAGGCUCAAGGCCGCGGAUACGGUCGAGUCUUGAUGAAAUGCGCCGAGGAUGUGGCGCGAGAUUCGCAAUGCACAUCUCUACAACUCUACACCAAUGUCAAAAUGUAUGAAAACCUCAUUUUGUAUCCCAAGAUGGGGUUCGUCGAGACAGAGAGGAGGACGGAGGAUGGAUACGAGAGGGUGUACUUUCGUAGGGAGCUUGAUAUCGCAUAGACUCCACCGCAGUCUGUGUUGUUCACACUCAUCGAAUGAAGAAGGCCCCACGAACGCAAGAUCAGGAAGAAAGUAGCCGCCGUACACUCGACUGUAUCUCAUUUCAGGAUGUCCACAAUAGGCAGAAAAAUCGACAAUGCAGGCACGGC